This is a messenger RNA of Pipistrellus kuhlii (Kuhl's pipistrelle), 533 nucleotides long. RefSeq names its product WAP four-disulfide core domain protein 18-like. The record is from RefSeq and is a predicted model, not a curated record. Gene Ontology annotation, molecular function: peptidase inhibitor activity. The coding region runs from base 70 to 351 and encodes 93 amino acids. Gene Ontology annotation, biological process: innate immune response; antibacterial humoral response. NCBI's taxonomy places the organism in Eukaryota, Metazoa, Chordata, Mammalia, Chiroptera, Vespertilionidae. Gene Ontology annotation, cellular component: extracellular region. The transcript is spliced from 3 exons.
AUUCCUUUCUGGUACCACUGAGGGUAUAAAUUGUGGCUGGCUCUGUGUGCAUUUACAUCACAGGCCAAAAUGAAGACAUGCACAAUCUUUGUUCUGGUGGCUUUCAUCACCGUGGGGCUGGAGAUGGCUUGCGCUCGGACACCUCUUCGCCAAGAGCAACAAAGACCUGGAGUCUGCCCCCAGGUACCCAAAGGAACCUUUGGGAUUUGUGUUGAAAAAUGCUCAGGAGAUGCAUCAUGUCCCAAGGGAAUGAAAUGCUGCAGCAAUGGAUGUGGGCAUAUCUGCAAAGCUGCUCUCCCUCAAAAGGGCGGCUUUGGUGGCCAAGUGAAAGCUGGACAAGGUGUUCAUUAAGCGUGCCUGGAGACCAGCCCCAGAAGAUUUCUCAUGAAUCUGAUGCUUGGCUAUCAAGACUCUUCCACAAACCAUUCCUGGCUAUUCUCUAUCCCUGGACUUGCAGCCCUAGAAGAUAAAGAUCUAAAGUGGUGGAGUGACCACUUCUAAAGAGCUUAUGUCCAGAAUAAACCUUAUCUGUG